Molecule: messenger RNA, 4874 nt
Organism: Pipistrellus kuhlii (Kuhl's pipistrelle)
Lineage: Eukaryota; Metazoa; Chordata; Mammalia; Chiroptera; Vespertilionidae
Gene: GOSR1
Product: golgi SNAP receptor complex member 1
Exons: 9
Coding region: 124-876 (250 amino acids)
Biological process (GO): endoplasmic reticulum to Golgi vesicle-mediated transport; vesicle fusion
Cellular component (GO): cis-Golgi network; SNARE complex; Golgi medial cisterna
Molecular function (GO): SNAP receptor activity
Source: RefSeq, a predicted model, not a curated record
CGCUGUCUGCGGAAGCUCAUGUAUCCCGGCGGCCCUGGCGCCAGGGCGGAAGGAGGCGCGGAGGCGACGCUCUGGCCCGCAGCGCCCGGACUCUCGUCCCCCGGCUGACGUCGGACAACAAAGAUGGCGGCGGGAACAAGCAAUUACUGGGAAGAUCUCAGGAAACAGGCUCGACAGCUGGAAAAUGAACUUGACCUGAAACUAGUUUCCUUCAGUAAACUGUGCACGAGUUACAGUCACAGCAGCGCCCGAGAUGGAAGACGCGACAGGUAUAGCUCUGACACAACACCUCUUUUAAAUGGAUCAAGCCAAGACAGAAUGUUUGAAACAAUGGCAAUUGAGAUUGAACAGCUUUUGGCAAGGCUUACAGGAGUGAAUGAUAAAAUGGCAGAAUAUACCAAUAGUGCAGGUGUCCCCUCCCUGAAUGCAGCACUGAUGCACACAUUACAGCGACAUAGAGACAUAUUGCAGGAUUAUACACAUGAAUUCCAUAAAACCAAAGCAAACUUUAUGGCAAUACGGGAAAGGGAGAAUCUCAUGGGAUCAGUACGAAAGGAUAUUGAGUCAUAUAAAAGUGGGUCUGGAGUAAACAACAGAAGAACUGAACUAUUUUUGAAAGAACAUGAGCACCUUCGAAACUCAGAUCGUCUGAUAGAAGAGACAAUAAGCAUUGCUAUGGCAACAAAAGAAAAUAUGACUUCACAGAGAGGAAUGUUGAAGUCAAUUCAGAGCAAAAUGAACACUUUGGCCAAUCGUUUUCCUGCUGUGAACAGCCUGAUCCAGCGAAUCAACCUUAGGAAGCGGCGAGACUCACUCAUCCUGGGCGGUGUUAUCGGCGUCUGUACCAUCCUAUUGCUGCUGUAUGCUUUCCAUUGAUGGGCGCCUCCAGGGACUUGGGACAACUACCACUUUCAGGCCCUGAUCUGGAGUAAGGAAAAGCGGAGGGAGAAAGUGACUGCGUGGUAAUCAGCCUGACCAGCAGGAUCGUUCAGGGCUGAGAGCGCUGGACUCUGUGACCUGGUCCGGCUGAGCUGAAUGAAGCCACCGUUUUUCUAACACACUUCCUUCUGUUUUUAGUUUUAAAAAAAGGAAAGGUUUUCAGUUGCUUUUGUCUCCCCAGGGGGUAAGUAAAUGAGUCAGAAAGAGAGUCUGCGCUUCAGUGAUAGUGUCGGAGGCUGAUGGCAAGCCGGGUCGGUCUCUUCGGAAAACCAGGUCUCUCUUUGUCCAAAGACUGCUUUCCUCUUAGCUGCCUGAUUGGGUUGUGAAUAAAAAUAGAUCUUGUCCUUUUAUUUGACACUCACGAUGAAAAGUCACAAGUCGUUUUUAAAUCUGUACUAUAAAUUUCUACUCUGUGUCCCCAACUCUUUUGGUAUUCAAGGAAAAUUCCAUUUUCACAGAUUCUUUGAGAUGCUGACAGCCCAGCUUCAACAGGGUUGAGGUUGUGUUAAAUGAUAAACACUGCAAAAAAGCAUUUUUCUUUUUUGUAAUUCUCACCCAAGGAUAUGUUUUUAUGGAUUUUUUUUUUUUUUUUUUUUUUUUUUUUUUGAGAAUGAAUAAGGGGGAAGGAGAAAGAGAGAGAAACAUUGGUUGGUUGCCUCCCAUAUGUGUCCUGACCAGGAAUCAAAACCACAACCUGUUUUGUAUACAGACAACGCUCCAACUGAGCCAGUCAGCAGGGGUGUUUUUUGUUUUUUUUUUGUUUUUUUACUCGUGUGCACAUUGGGCUUAACUGUAUUGCUGGGAAAGCAUCAAGAAUGAUAAGCUUAUUUAAAGGAUUCUUGUUUUGAUUUUUAUUUCUUCCAUUUGGGUUAGUAUUUGCUACUAGAAGACAAUGAAAUCUUAGUUCUACCAGGACUAAAGAAGCUAUAGCCAAUGUCUGCCAAUGCCCCCAACUAUUCCUCCUGUCAGGAUUAACACUGAUGGCCGAGGGAGGGACUGCUCAGUUCUCAGUGAGAUCUGCUGAGCAAGCCGCGUGUAAAAAGACAUUGAUCAAGGGGUCACCAUUCAGAUUAAUUCCAUUUGUAAAUGCUCCACGUUUAUGAGCAAAAGUUUUAAGAACUACCACCCGAUGUAACAGGAAUUCUGUGUUCUGUGAAAAUCUCUUCAUUCCAAAUCUUUUAAGCUUUUCCAAACAUCCAGAGAAGGGUGUCAUUGUCGGAGAUGCACGUGACAGAAUCUCCGUCUGCACCUGUCUUCUCUUACCAUCCCCGGACGAAAUCUUAAACCACCCACCAGAAUUCUUAAGUUUAACCAUUUCGCAGUCUCUGUAAGUUCAUUAUUUUGUCUAACUGAACUUCCCAAAUAGUUUGAAGACUUCCAACAUCUACAUCCUCACCAAGGAAGAGGCUGCUUCUCACACUGGGACUUCUUACGCUAUUUCCAGUACUGGCUUCAGACUGCGCCGGGAAUGAAAGAAUCUUAGCAUACAGUCCCUAGCUACAUCCAAGUGUCCAUGGUGUGUGUCAUUCAGAUGAACCUGAUGUACAGGCUGAUGGGGAAACUAAUCCAUGGUCUGAUGCAGACACUGAAAGGUUUUCCAUGCUGGUGUCAGAGUUUUGUUAUAUUCCGAGUAUGAAAGGCAUUGGAUAUUUUUUUAACUAUGGGGUUUAUUUUUCUAAGUAUGGGUUGAUUGAUCAGUAGUUGAUUGGGGGUGCCCUUAAAAGAUAGUUUGAGUUUUCCCAAUGCGAACCUUCCAGGGUCAGGGAAGGUCAUUCAUUAAAUUGUCUGUUGGGAGAACGCUCUUCUCCCCUGACACUUUAUUAUCUUUGAUUUUUCAAAGGGCUUUGAUUGGUGGUUGUACCUCAGCUAGAAUUUAUGGGACUUUGGUUGCUAUAUAGUUGGCAUUUAUAAAAUCUGAAGUUUCAUAAAUAAAAUAAUUUAUUUAAUUAUACUACCAGUCUUUUUUACUGGUCUGCUUAUUUGGUGCAUUCAUCGAAGCUGGCUGUGUGAGGGUAAACCUAGAACCUGCGCUGAUCUAGCUCCUGCCACUGAGGAGCCUUCCCUUAGAGCUCUGCUCACACAAAGGAAGAGAAUUGUGCUGGGUCUUUUCUUUGUAAAGAUAAAGAGACUAGUUCUUCCAAGGAAGUUGAGCAAUUGUGGUGUAGAUGUUGCGGUCGGGUAAGUCUGACUAACCUCCCACCCAGUGCUGUAGCCGUAGUGAGGUGUCCCGGGCCAGAUGUGGAUAGGUAGCGAGGACAGUGCCCCUCCUUCCUCUGCGAGUCCCUUAGGACAGCAGUCGCCAGCCGUGAGGUCUGAAAGGUUGGCGACCGCUGCUUUGGGAGACCUGGAGCAAGAAAAGGAAGCGAGCCAUCGACGAGCAGAGGCUCACCGUGGAGCCACGGCAGCUGGUACAAGAACUCGCAGUUUCAUGCCACUUUUUCUUUAACCAUCUUGGUUUUCCUCCUCUUUUGCCAUUCUUACAGAGCGGUUGGUAGGCUCAGGAGCCAACAGGAGGCUACUCUUAGAGAAAGUCCGAGCAGGAGGACUUUUCUAUUUCUAGUCCCAAAUGUUGCCUCUUAGAGGGAAUAGUCUCCCUCAGCUAUUGUCAUAUAAUCUUUCCUUUUGGGAUCUUCUUUGUAACCACUCAAAACUUUGCAAGUAUGAAAAACCAUGGCAACAUAGAGGCAGAAAAUUCCAAAACGCACACCUCUGAGACUGUUUCAGUGUGUUGGGAGAACACCUUUCUUUCUUAAAAAAAAGUUGAAUAAAUCUCGUAAUAAAGUUCAGGCCCAAACGUCCGGGUGCUGUGAUCUCUGUCCCGGCUGUCUCUAUUGUGAUUACUGUUAGAUGCCGAAGCAUUCCCUGUCACCUGUAUUGUCACCCUUGUCUCCUGUUAGAAAAGGCUUUCCUUCUCCAUAUUUCUCUCUCCGUUGUACCGAGAUUCACUUCACAGAGAAUGCCAUUUCCCAUACUGCCCGGGGCCAGAUCAGGCAUGGGACUGAAGUCCUGAGACCAGAGGGUGAUGAGAGGGGAGACAUCAUGAGACUUUGUACCUGGAAUCAAAUAUCUUUACUUUAGUUCUUUCCUAUUAGAUGCUAAAUAAAUCUGAAUAGAGGGAUGUACCUAUUGAGCCUUUUGGCCUCUAAAUAAUUGAGGCACCUUGGACUCGCAUUCCCACCAUUAACUUUCUGUUUCACUGUUAAUAAUCUCAACUUGGUGAAAAGGACUUUAAAAAACUGGACUAGCCUUUUGGUUUCUAAUACCUUAUGUUUGAUCAUCAAUCAGAUGCGAUUUCUUGGAAACUGAGUUCUCUAACUUGUAACAUUAAGCUGAUGAGGCUAAGUGGCCAUGCCUAGUGUCACACUGGAUUUUGUGGCAAAUGUAACUGAAGAACAAAUGGAUUCUACUCAGAAAAUUAAAAUGGUUGUGUUCCAUUCUCCUCUUGGGUUAGGGGUUGUUUAGCUGGUCUCCAAAAAGAUGAGAGCUUUACAUCAUGGACUUUGUAACCUAAUCUUAUUAUUCCUUUAUAAAUCUGUGUGUCCCUCUUAUAGGGGAAAAGGAAAUGAGGAACAAGUGAUUCUUAAGGAUGUUAAUUGGAUAAGCUGAGCCAUGUCUUUCUCAUUUUCUUUAUACAUAAGGUCUCACUUCAGUAUCAAAGUAUUUGCAUUUAUUGCCAUCCUAUUAGCUCUUAGGGAGGGGAAUCGAUUCCAAUCACAUUUUACCAUGAUGGAAGAUGUUUACUCUUGAAAAAUGCCAAUACAGAUUUAUAAAAAUCUAUUCCAAAUGCACUUUCUAAUUUUUUGCUUUUAAAAUGGCUUCUUGGAAACCAGUUUAAUUGUAUUUGUAUUUAAUUUUUGUUCUCAUCUAAAUGUGCAUUUUCUGACUGUAUAGAAGAAGCUUUGUUAUGUAAUUUAAUAAUAAACUAGAAAUCUAAA